UUUUCAUGCUCUUCCUACAAUCUCAAAUGCAACCCAAAGAAAUCUGGGUUGUGCUCUUGUCUAGCUCGAUGUGGAACAUCAUUCCCGGCACUUUCUCCAUGCCACCGCCAGGCAGGCGACCUUACCCUGAAAUGUCAAAUUUCUUCCCCCAAGACCUAAGCCCACAGCUUCCGAGCGGCGUGAAGGGUUCCCAGCCAGCUGCAGUUGUCCCAACCAAAAACUGGAACCAUUGGCUUUCUGACGAAGGGCUCGGGUUUCAUGAUUAUCAUCCCGAAACUUCUCAUCGUGAUUGGAACGGGAUUAUGAAUUUGAUCCCGACAACAGAACAGCGUUCGCCGGAACAGCACUUCAACACUAUGCGGCCAACUCAAUCUGAAGCCAUGCAAGACUCCACCAGUUUUUCGCAGCCAAAGCAAAUGGAGCUUUAUGAUCCGCAGUCAGAUUAUCUACCAGGAGAAGGUAGCCAUGAUUGCUUUCAAUAUAGCAAAUUGCUUUUGGACGGGAAUGAAGAGGAGUUUGUUCAAAAUCUAAUACUCCAGAAGCAUAGCCAUCAGCCGUAUACCCCUCAGCCGGCCGAGACAACCUCCCUAGUUUGGCCAAAUCAAAACCAUGGGCCAACUCAUGCAAAUCAGUUCACAUACGCACCCGGCUCCUUUCCAAGCCUAAUUUCGACGUCUCGAACAAUUCCAUCCAUGACAUUACCCCGGGAUCCAGACAUUACGAUUAUUGAACCUUCUAUUCAAACCGAAACACAACAACCAAACUCGAUCAAGCAGAAACGACUCGUCAGAAGGUUAAAAAGCCAAAAAAACGACCUCAUGGCCAAUCGAUGCACACGCUACCACCCAGGCCUGAUAAAAGGUUGAAAGGCCGACUUGAAGAGAUACUCUUGCUGUCCAAUACUCUUCUCUAUACAAAUCCAACUCGAGUUGAGCAUGCAUUCGCCACUCGCCUUGCAACAGCAUUUACGACUCAGCAGCAAGCCAAAAAGAUCUUCGCUGAGAAAUACCCGACUCUCCCCCUUGUACUUAU
Messenger RNA from Puccinia graminis f. sp. tritici CRL 75-36-700-3, 1032 nucleotides. RefSeq lists its product as uncharacterized. The record is from RefSeq and is a predicted model, not a curated record. The transcript has 4 exons. Bases 6 to 866 code for a protein of 286 amino acids. NCBI's taxonomy places the organism in Eukaryota, Fungi, Basidiomycota, Pucciniomycetes, Pucciniales, Pucciniaceae.